Stomoxys calcitrans (stable fly) is the source of this 675-nucleotide messenger RNA. RefSeq names its product basic helix-loop-helix transcription factor amos (gene amos). Bases 1 to 675 code for a protein of 224 amino acids. The transcript has a single exon. Lineage: Eukaryota; Metazoa; Arthropoda; Insecta; Diptera; Muscidae. Gene Ontology annotation, molecular function: protein dimerization activity. The record is from RefSeq and is a predicted model, not a curated record.
AUGUUAUCCUCCGAUUUUAGUGAACAUUUCAUGCUUCCCCACAAUUUGCCGGGACAAGAUCUCAACUGCAGCAUAGGAAGCUUCAUGGGUUCGGAAAGCAGCAAUUCAGGACAUAUCAAUUCCAGCGGCAACACAAUCAACUUCUAUACUUUGGAGGACGAAUUGAACAACAAUGAUUCCAUGUCUGAUUCUAAUACCAGCAAUGAUUUUGGCUUGGAAACACCCAUACCUACAUCGACCUAUGAAUUGGAGCAGUUCUACAAUUCUUACCCCCACCACCACCACCACAAUAAUCAGCCAAUGCAGUGGAGUAACAAUAGUUUGCCAACCAACCAUACCAGAACAGCAUUGGACAAUCCCCAGCACCAACUGAAUGUACACUUGAAAAAUGGCAAAACCUUAACAAAGAAUCCCUUAAAGCCUGCCAAGGGUAUUUCCUGUUCCAUGUCCUUAGGCUCAUCAUCGUUGUGCUCGCAAGAUAUUUUACGAAAGCGUCGAUUGGCGGCCAAUGCCCGUGAGCGGCGACGCAUGAAUAGCCUCAAUGAUGCAUUUGAGAAGUUACGCGAUGUGGUGCCCUCCCUGGGCAAUGACCGUCGUCUCUCUAAAUAUGAAACUUUACAAAUGGCUCAGGCCUACAUUGGAGAUUUGGUGAAGUUGCUGACCAGAGAUUAUUGA